This is a messenger RNA of Pundamilia nyererei, 7722 nucleotides long. RefSeq names its product NBAS subunit of NRZ tethering complex (gene nbas). The transcript is spliced from 51 exons. Gene Ontology annotation, biological process: retrograde vesicle-mediated transport, Golgi to endoplasmic reticulum. Gene Ontology annotation, molecular function: SNARE binding. The record is from RefSeq and is a predicted model, not a curated record. Gene Ontology annotation, cellular component: Dsl1/NZR complex. Bases 56 to 6937 code for a protein of 2293 amino acids. Lineage: Eukaryota; Metazoa; Chordata; Actinopteri; Cichliformes; Cichlidae.
CGUUUCUUUAUAAUUUGUCCCUGCUUGUCGCCGUAGAUUUCUGACAGCUGUAAACAUGGCCGAAGAAAGCUUAAUUGAGGGCGAAGAAGAAAACAUUUUAUACGAUUUACUGGUUAUUACUGAAUGGCCUCCAGAGACGGACACUCAGUUGCGAGGCAACAAGGAGUACAGCACCUCUCUAAUUGCAAAAGCUGUGACAGGCCCUUUCCGCUUGAUCCUUCACUAUUUGUGGUACAGCCCCUCAAGCUCGUCCCUGCCUCUCGGUCUUGUCCGCCUGGCAAACAAGCAGAUCAACUGGCAGCUGGUGCUUGCAAGCAAUGGCAAACUGUUGGCAGUGGUUCAAGAUCAGUGUGUGGAAAUUAGGUCUGUGAGAGAUGACUUUGGCUCACUCAUUGGGAAGUGCCAGGUGCCGAAGGACCCAAAUCCCCAGUGGCGAAGGGUGGCGUGGAGCUAUGACUGCACUCUGCUGGCCUACGCUGACAGCACCGGCACCGUGCGCCUUUUCGACCUCAUGGGCAGCGAACUCUUCGUCAUUCCGCCGGUGGCGAGCUUCCCCGGGGAUUUCAGUUGUGCAGUGGCAGGGCUCAUCUUCCUGGAGUAUACAGCUAGUGCUCAGUGGUCAGCCGAGCUCCUCGUGAUUACAUAUGGUGGCAACCUCAAAAGCUAUCUAGUCAGCAUGGGAACCAAUCAGAACUUUCAGGAGAACCACAGCUUCAGUUUUUCCUCCCAUUACUCCCACGGGAUCACCUCAGCUAUUUACCACCCUGGCCACCGAUUGCUGCUUGUAGGCGGCUGUGAAUCAGGCGAUGACAGUGCAUCCAAGGCCUCUUGCUGUGGCAUCACAGCCUGGAGGGCUCUUUCUGGCUCACCACACUACAAGCAGGUCACCAGCUAUGAGGACGAUGUCAGCAUGAAUCAGAAAAGAGGUUUCUUCAGGAUUCCCAGUUUUAGACUCUUUUCCAGACAAGGAGACGAAAAGGACGGUGUGUUUCGCAUGAGCCUUAGCCCUGACGGCACCCUGCUGGCUGUCAUCCACUUCUCUGGUCGUCUGUCUCUCUGGGACAUCCCGUCACUUAAACAGAGGGCAACAUGGAGUCAGGACCUGCAGCCAGGAUUUGAGGAGAUCAACCCAGAGUGGAAGACAUCGCUGGAGAGAAGGAAGAAAAUAAAAGAUAAGGAGCAGUUCUAUCCGCUGGUAGAUGUGAGCUGGUGGAGUGACAACGUGCUGAUUUUGGCCCGCUGCUCUGGCUCUGUCACCGUCUCUUCUGUCAGGACAUUGCGCAACCUUCUGGGGAAAUCCUGUGAAUGGUUUGAGCCCUCACCUCGAGUCACUGCUGCACAUGAUGGGGGCUUCCUCAGCUUGGAGUGUGAGGUGAAGCUGGCCCAGAAGCGUGGGCGCCUGGAGAGCAGCCUCAGUGGGGGAGCCAGCGAGGAUGAGGAGGGAGAUGAUGGUGGAGAAUCUGAUUCAGACGAAGAGUCCUCAGCCAAAGCCCGCUACUUUGGCUACAUCAAGCAGGGCCUGUAUUACGUGACAGAGAUGGAACGGUUCGCUCCACCACGGAAACGCCCUCGCACAGUUAUUAAGAACUACCGUCUGGUCAGCCUGAGGUCAACCACUCCGGAAGAACUGUACCAGAGGAAGAGCAAGAUCCGCAAGCGCUCAUGGGUGCUGCAUGAGUGUGUGGAGCGCGUCCCAGAGAAUGUUGAUGCAGCUAAAGAGCUGCUGCAGUAUGGCCUGAAGGGAACCGACCUUGAAGCCCUGAUAGCCAUAGGAAAAGGGGAAGAUGGGGGCAGGUUCAUCAUGCCAGGCGACGUCGACCUCGAUGACCUCCCUUAUGAAGACAUCCUUUCAGAUGAGCAGGAGCUGGAGAUGAAGAAGGAGAGGGAGAACAAGAAGAGACGAGAGCUGCUGGCCAAAGUUGACUUCAGCAGGCUGACUCUGGAGCAGAAGGAACUGUGUCGGAGCAGACUGAAGCUUCUCUCCUACCUGGACCGGCUCGCCACGUACGAGGAAAUACUUGGCGGGCCUCAUGCAGCGGAGGACAAAUACGAUGCAGACUUCUUCAAGAAGUUCCGAAGUCAAAACAUUGUUUUGUCAGCAAGAAACUAUGCCAGGGAGAGCAACGUGCAGGCUCUUGACAUUCUUUUCACAUAUCACGGAGCAGAACUCCUCCAACAUCGACUAGCUAUCCUUGACAACUUUCCGGAAACCACCUCUCCACACGAGUACACCACCUUGCUGCCGGAAGCCUGUCUGGAUGACAGAGGUGAGCUGGUGUUGAUUCCGUGGGACGAGCAAAGACACAGAGAGAUGGACUGGUGUGAGGCAGAGGAGUGCAGAGCGGUGCUGGAGCAGAAUUUGUUUGACGAUGACAGUUUCCUGUAUGACGAAGCCUCAGACCUGCUGAGAUUCCGCACAGCCACGCCCUCCAAAGAGCUGCUUACUGAUUGGUACAUUAGCAGAGCCCAGGAUAUCGACUCUUGCUCCAGACAGGUGGACUGCGCCCUGUCGCUGGUGCGUCUUGGGAAGGAGCGGGAAAUCCCCGGGCUGGAGCGAUUAUGCGAUGACUUGGUCACCAUGGAAACACUUGUGUAUGAGACAUCAUGUGAACUGGGUCUGACUCUUAAAGAUUUUCAGCAGCUCAGCGACAUUGACAAACUCCGCCUGCUCAUGAAAAACUCCAGCACCGAGCACUACGUGAAAGACUCCUUCCAGUGGAUGGUGCCAUUCCUGCAUCGCUGUGAGGGACAGAAAGAGGGUUCUGCUAAAUCUCUGCUCAGAGAAUACCUGGUCAGCCUGGCCCAGGAAGACCUCACCCUGCCCCUCAUCAUUUUCAAGCACUCCAAACCUGAUUGCCAGCAGAAGAUUAUCGGGGACCCAGACCAGCUGAUGGAGGUCGCUUUGGAGUGCAUCUACAGCUGUGAGAGAGACGACCAGCUCAGCCUGUGUUAUGAAAUCUUGGAGUGUCUGCCACAGAGGGGCUACGGGCCACAGACAGACAUCACUCCAUCACUCCAUGAUCAGGUGGACAAACUUGAGAAGCACCUGAGUGUGGUUGAGGUUCUGGAGAAACAUGGUCUACAGAAGCCCAUCUCGUAUGUGAAAAACAGCCAGAACAAUGACGAGGAAGCCCACCAGCUAAUGGUCAAACUGUGUCGUCACACCGGCCGCAAAAACCCUCCAGUGAGUGAGAAUAUGUGGAGAGUUCUACUACAGGACCUGCUGGAUAUGCAGCAGAACGUUUACACUUGCCUAAAACCAGAGACGUGCCAUCAGGUUUUUGUCGAGUCCCUGCUGUGCUCCAGCCGAGUGGAGAACAUACGCCUGGCAGGACAGCUCAUGCACUGCUCCAAGGUCAGUCAGGAUGUUCCUGUCAGCUUGUCUUUUCGGGGUAAAGGUUAUGCUCUGAAGGUGGCCUAUGACAACAGCGUGGAAUUAGUGCUGGCUGCUGCCAGGGAGUACUUCAACUCAUCCAAAUUGCUAACAGACCCCUGCAUGGGGCUGGCCAGGGGGUGUCUCCAGCUGAUCACAGACUGUCCUCCAUCCAUCCAAGAGGAACUGGACCUCAUCAACGCCCUCAGCCAGCUGGAAGACUUCAACGUCAGCAUUCUGCCCCUGCAAGUGCGACUGCGAUCAGACCGUCUGUCUCUCGUGGAGGAGUGCAUCGCCCACUGCUCCACAGCUUACAAGCAGUCCACCACUCUGCUCAAUCUGGCCUCACUCCUCAGAGUUUCAGGUUACAGUCCAGCAUGGGAGGUGUGCAGUCUGCUCGGUCAGUGUGACGGUUAUGGAGACCUGGAGGCCCGGCAAGAACUGUUAGCCUUCUCUCUCACACACUGCCCCCCUGACAGCAUCCACGGCCUCCUGGCCGCCUCCAGUGACCUACAAACUCAGGUGUUGUACCAGGCUGUUAACUAUCAAAUGGAGCCUGUAAAUACAGAGACCGGACGAGAAGUUGACGAGACAGACUCUUUAAAGCCCCAACCUCGUGUGGGCUCCUCUGUGGGGACAGCAGGAGACCUCCUGCACAGGACUACAGCGAAGACCAUGGAAGUCCUGACUACUACAGGACUGAAUACCAAGGCUGUUUUGACUGCAGUCAGUGACCACCGCUGGUGGAAGGACUCACUCAAUUACCUCCGGCCGCUGCAUGGUCGUGGUUCAGGAGCCACUAGCCAGGAAGGGGCAUGUGAGAACGCCAACUUGGAGCGUCAAGGCUGCAGCCCCUUUUAUCAGGAUCUCAUUGAGGAUCCCUAUGUAGACACGAGUCAAGAUGUGUAUUCAUUCUACAAAGAAGUGCCUGCAGAAAACUUUGCUGAGGUUUUGUUGAGGACUGGAAAACUGGCUGAGGCAAAAACUGAGGGAAAAACCCCGUUUCCUGCUACAGAAGUAUUGCUCCAGCUGGCCAACGAUGCAUUUCCCAGGGACAUGAUGCUGGCUCUGUCCUACUUACUUGCUCUGCCUCAGGUGCUGGAUGCCAACAGGUGUUUUGAUAAGCAGUGUCACUCGGCCUUGUCGCUCCAACUGGCUGCCUACUACUACUCCCUGCAGAUCUACUCGCGCCUCAUGCCCUGCUUCAAGGACAAGAACCACACUCUUUACCAGGCUGAUCCAAAGGAGCUGAUUCGAUUGGUCACACAGCACGUGUCCUCGUAUUCAGAUUGGCCCGAGGAGCUGCAAAAGCUGAUCAGCCAGCUGCAUAUGUACAACGAGCGUCUGACAGACUUUACCCAGGCACAGGUGUUGCAGGGGCUCGGCCGUGGUGUGGACGUUCAGCGGUUCAGCUCUGACGCUGAUUACAAGAAGGAGACCAUACUUGGUCUCACAGAGACACUGGAUGAUGGUGUGUACAGAAUCGCUUUGUCUCUGGCUAAGCGCUACAGUGUUCCUCUGUGGGAGGUCUACAUGACCCACCUCGAGUUCCUCUUUACAGAUAGCGGCCUCUCCACCAAGGAUAUUGAAACCCGGAGCGAAUCCCUCAGCUUGUUUGAGACUUUAAAGUGUAACCCUCAGGCCUUUUACAGCCACAUGACAAAGUAUGUUCUUCCCACUGUGGAAGGAACCGACCUCAACCGCCUGCUCUACUACUACACCUUACUAGAUGCUGCGGGCUGUGAGCCUUACGUCACCACCACCAUUAAGCCAGACUCUCAUGUUAAACUACUCAAGAAGCUUCGGGCUGUUGCCAACGGUUUGAACUAUCGGAAGCUCACGGAUGAAUCCUCGGAUCCACUGGCCACUCUUCAACCAGUGCUGACCAGUCAGAACGUGUUGUCCAUCUCCAAACUUGCCAAUCGUUUGCCUUUGCCCGGCGGUGGUGGUGGGGCCACGGUGUCCGCCAGUGCAGUCCACGCAGUAUGGCUGCAGAAGGUGUUCUGGAAAGGGGACCCCCAGCUGCUGAAGAGACCCCCUCAGAGCGACCAAGACUACCUACACGCUUACGACACUUGUGCCAAAUACCUGGACAGGCUGGCCCCUGGCGACGCUGUCCGCUUCCUGGAUAACAUCACCUUCUCUCUUGAUGCAUCUAAAAACUUGAGCAUCCAAGCGAGGUUGGAGGUGAUAAGGCGAGCCACCAAAGCCCUGCGCCAGCUGGGUGAGAAGAACAGGAAGAGAGGAGGUGAUGACAGUAGGGAGCAGGAAGGGACGGACCCUGCAGGAAUGACUUUUGAUGAGGCUCUAGCACACCUGCAGCAAUCUCAGGCCCACCUGGACACUCUGAGUCAUCCCUUCAUUCUGUCACUCAAAGACAGCCAGGAGGAGCAGCUGCGGGCCUACAGUCAACUUUACGAUUUGUCCCGUUCUGAGAGGUCAAAAGUCUGCGAGUUAGCAGUCACUAUGGCAACUGAUGGACAGCCCCUGGAGCAGAUUGGAGAGCUUCUGCGCGUCACUGUUGGAUCCUUAGACCUGUCUCUCAAAAGUGUCCUUCACGAUGCUGUGGAGAGAGUAGUCGCUGCACUCAGUGGAGACCCAUGCGCCCUGACAAAUUACCCACAACCCCUCAGGGUCCUGGAGGCCAUGGUGACUGCUGUGCACAACAGUGUGCAGAGUGGUGACAGUACCGUCACUUCAGAUGACCUCCUGGCUUGGCUGCGUCCAUUCUGCGGUGACGCGUCUCUGCCCGUUCGGCCUCGCAUCGACGUGCUGCAAAUUCUGGAGAGUAACUUCAGCCUCGGAGACAGUGACGUUCGUCUUCUGCUGCUUUACAGGACUCAGGCUGUUCUCAGGGACAGAGAGAUCCAGAUAGAGGAUGUGGAGAAUGAAGAAAAACGAUACAGCCUUUUCCAGGAGCUGUUGGAAGCGGCGCAGAAGUGGGAAGACUUUCAGUUGCUCAUUCUUCUCCUCCAAGCAUGGCCACCUAUGAUGAAAGAGGAAGUGGCAGAGUCAGAGCAUAACCCCUGGGUGGUGCUAACCUCAGCCUUACUGACCCGCUGCAAGGGAUCAGAGGUCAAAACAGACCUGGGUCAGCAGGUUGUCACCAUGGUGAGAUCUCUCUAUAACAGCAAACACAAGCUGCCCGUGCAGUGUAUUAGACACAUAGCUACCCUGCUGCUCCAAAAUCAGCCAAGCCUCCUGCAGCCGGCACUGAAACUGAUGUCUGAAAGCUGUGAUGAGCAACUGCUUCAGCUGACUCUUGAUCAGAUCAACGGCAUGAGCACAGAGACUGCUUCCUCCUGCGAUGAAGAGCUCCUUUCCUUGCUCCUAGAUGCUGGGCUCCUGGUAGGCUGCGUCUCCUCAGCCCUGUACCCCCUGCUAAGCUCCCACAUGCUGUCGCACCAGCAGGAGGGCGGUUGGGAUGUGGAGAAAGCCGCCGCUGAGCUGAUGGCGGCGGGCCACGGGCCUGAGGCAGGUUCCCUGUUGCUGGCUCACCGCGGAACCCACCCGGCCCAGUUCACCUUCAACUCCGCCUUGGCCGUUCUCGAGAAGUGGCUGUGAAAGGAGACGGGGAGACAGUUUGGACCGCAGCUACAGAGCGCUGUCGCAACCUAGCCUUAGGGAAAGAGUAGGAAGAUGCUGAAAAAGGACUGGAAUUAGUUUGGAACGAGAUCUGAAGAAGCAAAACUAAAAGCAGUCAAUACCUCUACAUUUAGUUCUCUAAUCAGGUUUGAGGUUCAUCAACAGAAGACAUUUCAAUAGCGCUGUCAUCUGUGAAGGUAUAAGAGAGGAUACCUUUAAUCCUGAAACAUCUGCUCAAUUAGAAAGACGAUCUUUCACACACAGAAACAACCUCUGCUGUCACUCAGUCAUGGAUGAACGUUGAGACCGAGGCCUAAUCACAGAAUGCAACGGCUGCUCGGAUUUAUUUGUGUGUGCGCCGUGUCCUAUUGUGUGAUAAAGUAAUUGAGCAGUGGGUAGCAGUGGGUGGAUAUUAGCCUAUUGUUCCGUGACAGGUUUGCCUCUUUAACGUCCCAUCGUUAAACACCCUGCCUCUGCUCCAUUGUUUUCCCCCUAAUAAUGUCUAAUUAAUUCCUUCUAAACAAAUUAGCCCCGCAGCUGCCCCCGUGCUGAGUGUACGGAUGCACAAAUACUAUAUAUGACACACACCAGUGAAGUUAUGUAAAGCUUAUAAUGAUGAGGAAUAAACGUGCACGCACGUGUGUGUGUGUGUGUGUGCAUUGAUGUUGUUAGGUUGCUUUGUUUCAUUUGAAUAAAUAAAAGCGUAAAAUGCGGCUCUAUUUCGUCCCACCUUUUAGAACCGAAAUAAAGAAAACUGAUGAAAA